AUGCAAAAUAUAAUUAAAGAGCUCGCGUAUGCGAUACUAAACACAGAGCUGUGCAGCGAAAUGAAGCAUCUUGGAAAAAUAAAGAAAAGAAAGCAAGGAAUGGUAAGGAUACACUGCAAGAUAUGCAACACACAGGUAAACAGCGUAGUGUUUACCAAGCACUUGGAAAGGUGCAGCAAGCAGUAG
Messenger RNA from Nematocida major, 186 nucleotides. RefSeq lists its product as uncharacterized. The transcript has a single exon. Bases 1 to 186 code for a protein of 61 amino acids. Lineage: Eukaryota; Fungi; Microsporidia. The record is from RefSeq and is a predicted model, not a curated record.